AUGUUCAAGCCGCGCGUGCUAACGCCCCUCCGGGCGCUGGAGCGAGCCUUCACCCCGGCAAUCCGGUCGACACCCGCCCUCUCGCAACCGCAAUCCCUCCUGCGAACCCUCUCCGCAACAUCCACAUUCCCGAAAAUCACCCCAACACCCUCUCUCUCCGCACUCCUCCCAUUCUCACAAGUGCGUUACGCCUCACACGCCUCGCAAGGAACGGCCAAUCGACACUCCCGUGAUCCCGCCGGUAAGCGUCUCGGAGCGAAGCGCUCGGGCGGCGAGUACGUUGUACCGGGAUGCAUCAUCUUCCGGCAGCGCGGCUCGCUCUGGUUCCCCGGUGAAAACUGCGCCAUGGGCCGUGACCACACAAUCUACGCAACACAGGCCGGAUACGUCCGCUACUACCUCGACCCGCUGAAGCACUCCGAGCGCCGGUAUAUCGGAGUUGUUUUCGACAAGGAUGAGCAGCUCCCGUACCCUCGCAAUGCGCCCAGCCGGCGUAAGCUGAACAUGGUUAAUGUGCCGAUGGCCGAGCAGGUUCAGGCUCAGUCUGAUCUCAUUGCCUCGGUUGAUGAGAACGGUGUCAGUGUCAACGAUGUUGCAGCUGUCGAUGCCGCAUCCGGUCCCCAGCUGCGCCCCGGUUACAUGUACCGUGAGGCUAACUGGGUGAUUGGUCGUGCUGCUGAGAAGGCCGGUAUCACUGCUAUGCCUUAUGAUCGUCGCAACCGUUGGUUGGCGUGGAGGAAGCGUGAGGAGAGAGCUGAGCGCGCUGCUCAGAUGAAGAGUUUGAAGGGCAAGAAGAAGACUGCCAAGAAAUGA
Molecule: messenger RNA, 813 nt
Organism: Penicillium paradoxum
Lineage: Eukaryota; Fungi; Ascomycota; Eurotiomycetes; Eurotiales; Aspergillaceae
Product: mitochondrial 54S ribosomal protein bL27m
Exons: 1
Coding region: 1-813 (270 amino acids)
Biological process (GO): translation
Cellular component (GO): ribosome; mitochondrial large ribosomal subunit
Molecular function (GO): structural constituent of ribosome
Source: RefSeq, a predicted model, not a curated record